This is a messenger RNA of Aspergillus neoniger CBS 115656, 396 nucleotides long. RefSeq lists its product as uncharacterized. The annotation marks the transcript as partial. The record is from RefSeq and is a predicted model, not a curated record. The transcript has 3 exons. Lineage: Eukaryota; Fungi; Ascomycota; Eurotiomycetes; Eurotiales; Aspergillaceae.
GACAGGCCCGGUGAGAAAUGCGCCUCCCAGAUAUUCUUGGGAAUGAAUCUAUGGGCGAUCGGUAACGACGAUGCAGAUGAUGGACCCGCGGCGCAUCAGGCAAAGAUUAAAGUUAGUUGGCAAUUCGGGGCACUGGUUGUCGAUCCUGACCACGGCGCUCCGUACGUUGGCAGUCUAGCCGCCUAUUUGCCCCGGUAUGGUGAGGGCGACGUAAUUUCCCCCAUUAUUGGCCGGGCCACGUACGUCGCACCGAUUUUGAGCCACCCAGGAGGGGUCUAUACCAGAAAUGACGUUAAGGAAGGGAUGCGAUCGAUGUUUGAGUGUAUCAGUCCAUCUGGCUGGGCGUCGAUCCCAUCCUGCCUUGGGGUUUGGGGACCACAUACAUACUCCCUAUAG